UGUAAGAAACUUGGAAGAUCUUUUGGCGCUAGAAAUGAAGUAAGGUGAGAUUCAGCCAGCGGUGAAGUGGUUGGUUGAUGUUCCAAUGGUGGUUCCAUUCAGAAUGAACCAUAACAAACAUGGCAUGCUUGUUCGUUUGAAGAUUUUCGUCAACUCUCAGAAUUUUAACUCACAUGCUCCCAAACCGGCCAAACAACCAAAGCAAGAUAGACAGUCUCCAAAAGAAGAAUUGGACUACACUAUUUGCGGAGAUCGUAUAGGCAUCUCAGAAUGGAAGACUUUGGAUGCAGAGAAGCUUGGUGUAACUAGUUCUAUGAUUUCACACUCAUCUAUGUUUGUCCUGAAACUUCUUCGGAGCAAAGGAUUUGAGUCCUACUUAGUAGGUGGGUGCGUGAGAGAUCUAAUACUGAAUAGAAUUCCAAAAGAUUUUGAUGUUAUCACCACAGCAAAGCUUAUGCAGGUGAAAAAUCAUUUUCGCCGUUCAGUUCGUGCUCAAAUUGUUGGCCGUCGUUUUCCAAUAUGCUUGGUUCAUAUUAAAGGUUCUGUAGUUGAGGUAACUAGUUUUGAGACAGUGGCACGAACUUCCAAUGCGAAGGAACAAUUUUUGUAUUCUCAGCUGCCCAAAUGCAGUAAUAAAAAAGACUUAUUUCGGUGCAAAAACUCCUUGCGUAGAGACUUCACAAUUAAUAGUUUAUUUUAUGACCCCUUUGCCAAUAAAAUCUACGAUUAUACCAAUGGAAUGGCAGAUUUGAGGACUUUAAAGCUAGAAACUGUUAUCCCUGCUCAGUUGUCCUUCAAAGAAGAUCCUGGAAGAAUUUUGCGUGGCUUCAGACUUGCAGCUCGGCUAGGUUUAUCAUUAUCAAGGGAGAUUGAGGCUGCAAUUUGGGCAUAUUCUUCUCUAGUUAUGAACUUGGACAAGAAUAAAAUUAUGAUUGAAUUGAACUAUAUGCUAUCUUAUGGAGCUGCUGAACCAUCUCUGCAUCUACUUUGGAAAUUCAAAUUGCUUAAAUUUUUACUUCCUUUACAUGCUGCAUAUCUAGAUGAACAGGCUAUUGAAGAUGAUCAAGCUUCCAAUAUGUUGUUAAAGUUAUUCUUUCAUCUGGAUAAGUUGCUUGCUUGCGAUCGACCUUGUGAGUGUACUCUGUGGAUUGGAUUGCUUGCAUUUCACCUGGCAUUAGUAAAUGAUCCUCAAGAUGCUAUAGUGGUGUGGACUUUUGCAUCUGUUCUACAUCAUGGAGAGUGGAAAGAAGGUGUUAAAUUUGCUAAAGAAAAGGCCAGAAUGAGUGUUAAUUUUGUACCUGAAAUAAGAAAGUCUAAUAUAUACGAAUCAGAUGAUGAAAUUGCAAUAGCAGUUACUAAAUUGGCAUCUUUGGUGAUGCACUCGAUACAUGCAUUGGUUGAUAAAAGUAGUCUUCGUCACUUCAUGUGCAUGCCUAGAUACCCAUCUUCUCCACAAUCUGACAUGGUAUUUGUAUCCGGGAAAGCAGGGAAACGUGCUCAUACAAUUUUCCAAAUGCUGGCCAAUGAUGGUAAAUUUUACAAGAGUGGAAGAAGAAAAAAUUUGAAGAUAAAUUAUGACAUGCUUGGGAAGGGUGAACUUUCAGAGACUGGAUUUGUUUUAGGCAAAAUUGUACUUGAAACUAUGAGUAGUGGAAUUGUUGGGGAUGGGGAGGAUUCUGAAGCUGGACAAUGUCACCUAAAGACCGAGGGCACUGAAGAAAUUGGUCCAUUGCCACAUCCAGAUCUGGUAAACAAUCAAGUGGCGUCAAUGGAUGGUGAAGGUCAACUUUUAUCAAUACCAAAUUCAGAGUGCGGGAAAGGAGAAAACAAGAAACGGAAACUGGUUGAGGAUAGUUGUAUUGCGAGGAAGAAAAUGAGCUCGGGGAACCAUGAAUUGUCUGAGGAAUUUGAACGCAAGGAAAAUAAAAAACAGCAGCAGAAGCUAGUUAAGUUAAGCCAUAAGGUUGAUCCAUCCAUGGCGAAGUACUCCGCAGAAAAGAAUAUUUAUCACAGAAAACAACUGAUAAAUAAUAGGAAGAAAAUAACCAGUGCCAAUACAUGUCUAGACCAAACUAUGCCAAUGAAGACGGAUGAACACAACACAUGUACGGCAUCACAAUCUGCAGAAUCUGAUAAUCAUCGGGUGAUAGCUCACAACUUAGACAUGGAUGCAAAAACAACAGAUAACAACUUGGACGUGGAUCCAAAAACGCCAAAUGAAUCGGACUUGAAGAAGAAAAAAAAUAUGCGUUUAUCAAUGAUUGAACUUUUCAAGUGAAGUAACACUGAAACAGCACAUCACACAAGCUAAGUCUCCACUCCCAGUCUCUUCAAGCGAUGAAUGAAAAUUUUUGGUUGCAGUAGA
Molecule: messenger RNA, 2365 nt
Organism: Vigna radiata var. radiata (mung bean)
Lineage: Eukaryota; Viridiplantae; Streptophyta; Magnoliopsida; Fabales; Fabaceae
Exons: 14
Coding region: 86-2278 (730 amino acids)
Biological process (GO): RNA processing
Molecular function (GO): RNA binding; nucleotidyltransferase activity
Source: RefSeq, a predicted model, not a curated record